AUGUCCACAGCACAAGUCCCACUCCUGCGAGCACCGGUUCCCUCCCGUGGUCCUCCUCGCCUAGGGCUUUCAAUCCCAGGAUCUUCAAAUAAUGUACCUCAACAGCCCAUCCCCCAGCUCAAUACUCAAGUCAACAAUGGAUACUCUGCACCGAUUCUUGGACCUCCUCAGCCUAGACGUGGCCCACCUAAGCUAAGUCUGGCAACCCCCGUGGCUGGAGCAAAUCAGCAGUAUGCGGCUUUGGGUUUUGCUAUGACGUUGAAGAAACAGGUGCGGAAUUCACCCGAUACGAGCGGUAUGGGCAGCGAAUCCGCGAUUCUUGGAGGAACAGGAGGAACGGGUCGCGGGGGAAGCAUUGACUGGGAAAACGAAAACUUGGACGCAGAUGAUCUGGAUGAUGAAGGGUGGAGGAGUGCUAGUUUAAAUGAUAGAAUUAUAGAACUGGGAAGUCUUGGUGAAGGAGCUGGAGGAGCUGUGACGCGGUGUAAAUUGAAGGGCGGAAAAACAGUUUUUGCCAUGAAGAUCAUUACCACGGAUCCCAACCCCGAGGUUAAGAAGCAAAUCUUCCGAGAGCUCAGUUUCAACAAGGAAUGCUCAUCACCGUAUAUUUGCAAAUACCACGGUGCAUUUAUGGACGUCUCCUCAGCAACCAUCUCGAUCAUCAUGGAAUUUUGUGAAGGUGGCAGCUUGGAUAGUAUCUACAGAGAGGUGAAGAAGCUCGAGGGCAGGACUGGAGAAAAGGUUUUGGGGAAGAUCGCAGAGGGCGUGUUGGAGGGACUAACAUACUUAAGUGGAAGAAAGAUUAUCCACAGAGAUAUCAAACCCUCGAACAUCCUUCUUUGUAGAAAUGGGCAAGUAAAAUUAUGUGACUUUGGUGUUUCCGGUGAACUUAUCGGCUCUAAAGGCAAUGCUGAUACCUUCAUUGGUACAUCAUAUUACAUGGCUCCUGAGAGAAUUCAAGGACACUCUUACACCAUCACCUCCGACGUUUGGUCUCUUGGGGUUACCCUACUUGAGGUUGCUCAGCACCGUUUCCCAUUUGGAAAUGAAGCCGACAGUGGUGGGCGUGCUGGUUUGAUCGAUCUCCUCACAUAUAUCGUUCGACAGCCAAUCCCAGAACUCAAAGAUGAACCUCAUCUCGGAAUCAAGUGGAGUGAUAAUUUCAAAUACUUUAUCCGUUGUUGUCUCGAGAAAGAUACUGCGAGACGAGCUAGUCCAUGGAGGAUGUUAGAACAUCCUUGGAUUAUCGAGAUGAAAAACAAGCGUGUCAACAUGGCCCAUUUCCUGGGGCAAGUCUGGGACUGGAAAUGA
Morchella sextelata is the source of this 1311-nucleotide messenger RNA. RefSeq lists its product as uncharacterized. Lineage: Eukaryota; Fungi; Ascomycota; Pezizomycetes; Pezizales; Morchellaceae. Gene Ontology annotation, molecular function: ATP binding; protein kinase activity. The transcript has 6 exons. Bases 1 to 1311 code for a protein of 436 amino acids. The record is from RefSeq and is a predicted model, not a curated record. Gene Ontology annotation, biological process: protein phosphorylation.